Messenger RNA from Chelonia mydas (Green sea turtle), 3201 nucleotides. It is a transcript of the gene CCDC61, whose product is annotated as coiled-coil domain containing 61. Lineage: Eukaryota; Metazoa; Chordata; Testudines; Cheloniidae. The record is from RefSeq and is a predicted model, not a curated record. The transcript is spliced from 14 exons. Gene Ontology annotation, cellular component: centrosome. Bases 166 to 1782 code for a protein of 538 amino acids.
GAGGCUUCGAGCCAAUGGCCCGCCGGCGGCGGUUGGUCGGCAGCCAAUGGGAGCGGAGCGGGGCGCUGGGGGGCAGGGUCCUGUCAGGGGAGGCGGCGGUUGGGCUGAGCCGGUGACCGAGGCGGGUUGCCUGGGAACGCAGGGCCUGAGCACUGAGGGCUCACCAUGGCCAAGCUGCAGGGGCUUCAGGCUGACUACGUCUUCCGCGGAACGGAGCACGUUGUGAGGAUGACCGUGAACGGGAGCGUCCUGGAAGUGGAAGUGGAGGACCGGCUCACCACCGAUCAGUGGAGAGGAGAAUUUGACGCUGCCUUCAUUGAAGAUUUAACUCACAAGACCGGGAACUUCAAGCAGUUUGGGAUCUUCUGCAGCAUGCUGGAGUCUGCCCUGAGCCAGAGCAGUGAGUCGGUCACCUUAGACCUCCUCACCUACACUGACCUGGAGGCGCUGAGGAGCCGGAAGAUUGGGGUGGGCCCGAGGCACGCGCCCUCGGCUUCCAAGUCCUCGCUGCUGAGCUCCAAGCGCUAUCUCAUCCUCAUCUACUCCGUCGAGUUUGACAGGAUCCACUACCCGCUCCCGUUGCCCUAUGUGGGCAAGCCAGACCCUGUAGCGCUGCAGAAGGUCAUCAGGGAGCUGAAGGAGGAGCUGGCCGUGCUGAAGGCCAAACCAGGCAGGGAUUUCCGGGAUGCGGAGAUCCGCCGGCUGCGGGACGAGCUGGGCCGGGUGCUGGAGGAGAAGCAGGAGGUGGAGUCGGCCCUGCUCGGGCUGCAGGAGGAGCUGAAGCUCUGCAGCAAGAGCAGCGCCGGGAAGGAGGUGAAGAUCCUGAAGAAGAUUGUCCAGAGCCUGGAGGAGGAGCUGCUGAAGGAGCGAACCAAGCACCAGCGAGCGGCCAGCAAGCGCCUGCAGGAGAACCGGCAGCUGGCUGACGAGCUGGCGGAGGUGAAAGCAUCGGAGAGGAGCCUCCGGGUCCGAGUGAAGAGUCUGACCAAUGAGCUGGCCUUAUACAAGAAAGGGCGCUUGACCCCCACCGGCCCAUCCCCUCAGAACCGAUCGGCGUCCUCCCGUGGCUUCAGUCACGCUGCCCCGGGCCGGAGCAGCGCUGCGGCCGUGGCCCGAGAGGAGCGACGCUCCACCUCCAGGGAGCGCUCCAACUCCCGGGAGUGUGGCGGGGCCUGGCCAGUGAACCGGCCACGCUCCACGUCCAGAGAAGGGCGUGGCGGGAGCCAGACCCGACUCCCUCGCCAGUCACCAUCACCCACAGGCACCCGGCCGCCGCGCUUCGACCCCACGGCCUUUGUGAAGGCCAAAGAGCGGAAGCAGAAGGAGGCUGAACUGAAAAACCAGCGACGGAUCCGGCGGGGCGCGGGUGAUGCACCGCCCGGCAGCUGGGGCCGCUCCCACUCCCGGGGCCUGGCAGCCUUCAGCAGAGACAGCCUGGGCAGGAGUCGCGGACGCAGCUCGUCGGUGGAGAGCUUCCGCAGCCAGCGCUCUUCAGCAAGCUCGGGCAGCGAAGUGGAUGAUUACUCCGAGCCGGUACCCCUAAGGGGCAGGCGGCGGGCACCCAGAGGCAGGAAGCCCUUGAGUUCCUCCUCCUGGAACGGCCCCACCGGGGCUCCUCGAGCGGAUGCCGGCCGCAGGAAACGCCUGGCCAGCACCCCCACCGCGAGCAAGCGAGCGGAUAAAGAGAACCUGUAUGAUGAGCCGUCGGCCGACCUGUCUGAGAUCGACGCCCGGCUGCAGGCCCUGCAGGAGUACAUGAACAACCUGGACACCAGGACGUAGCCAGUGGAGUCUGGGAGGGGGAGGGCGGGCACGUGGCCCAGGCUCGGAGCCCUCCACAUUGCUUGCAGGGGGGCCUGGAGAGGUGGGCCAAGCAACCAGGCCUUGGAGCCCUCCCUCCCUUGGAGCUCCCAUGGGCCAAGCCAAGACCUCUCUCUCCCACAGGGACCGUUUGCGCUGCUGUCUCUGGGCAGGACAGGGCUCUACUCCAGGCUGGACAAUAGAAGAUUAGCAAGGUGGAUAUUUGGGAGCGGGGGCUCAGGAUCUUAGUUCCCCCAUAGCUUGUUCCCAUCAGAAAUCCCCACCCCCCCCGGGCUGGACAGAAGGCAGGUGGCUUUGUAGUUGUACCCAAGUAGCCCAGGAGCAAAGGAUCAUGGGACAUUUCCUCCUGGGAGUGACUCCCUUCGCAUUGGUGGCAGCUAGGAGGCGCCUGCCCCACUGUGGCUUGUGGAUUUCUGACCCCCUCUGGGAAGGGGAAGGCCACUGCGGAGUGGAGGGUCCUAUGGAGAUCUCAACAGGCUGAUGGGACCCUCUUCUAGCCCCCCCAACCCCACCUUCUCUCUCCUGUUUAGCUCAGUUUUAGCAGCCUGACGCGGGGAGGCUGGAAUCCUGCAAUCGGUGGGGGAAAGGGGGCAGCUUCUUAACACGCAGGCCAAGCAAGCUCCAGACAGGGACAGCACUUCCCUGCUUCUGUGGCACGGUCUGAUCUUGCCAAGCCCUCUCCCUGCACCAGCUGCUCCUAGCUAACCACGUCCCACCACGGCAGCCGAGAGGGUAGGAUGCCUUGCGGCCAGUUUGCCUGCCUAGGCGAGCAGGCUGCCCUGCGCUCAAUCCCCUGCUCUGAGCACCCGGGAGAGAGCGAGCAGGGAGAGGCACCAGCCUCCGGCUCCUUGAGCUGGUCGUGCCUGGAGGCAGUGAAACGAGCGAGCUAGUGUUCAGUCUCUGGCUGUUCCAGCAACUUAACUGCUUUUAACGUUGGUGCGUGAAAUCUCCCGUGUCUGAGCGGCUGGGGGAGCGUCUCCUGUGCUCCCCCUCAUCUGGUUUCAUGGCAGCACACGGGGCUUCAGGAGACCUUUGGCCAUUGCUCCCUCAGCUGCUCUAAGCCUCCUGCCUGGUUGAUGGGCCUGGAGGAGCCUUGGACCAGCUCAGCGCUGGGCAUUCAGUUGUUGGAGCUAAAAGCCCCAUGCCUCAGCAGCCCUGUCUGGUCCCCCCACUUCUCCGGUUCACUCCACGAACAAGCCAGUAGCGGCAUCCACGGUUAAUCCGGCAGUGCUGGCCCCUGAGCGUAUCUGGUUCCUCUCAGCGCCCCAGUGGGCGGCAGGUGUUUGUGUUGUGAUCCUGUGUGCGCCCCAUCCCCUUACAUGGUGUUGCUCUGCUGUGUUGUGUGAUGAUCCCUGUUGUAAAUAAACCUUUCUAACUUCU